AUGACGGGGGCGGGAACCAGUCCCCCUGCGCCCGGGACUGGGGGCGUGCCGCCCGCUGGGGCGUCCACUCUGCUAACGGUGGCAGGGGCCCUGAUGGGCUACACCGACUCGGCCGGCGUCACCCACAAGCCGAAGGACACGGCGGACGCGGCCGUGAGUGAGGCGAUCCUCAUCCAGUGGCAGGCGCACAACACCAUUGACCCCGCCACCGUGGCCAAACCGGCCGUGGCGACUCCGGGCGCCAUGUCGGUGGCCACCGCCUCCUUUCCACAGUGGGCGGACCAGAUCGAGCUCUCCCGCCGUACCUGGGCGGCGGGCGGCGAGCUAAACAGCUUGCCGAAAAGCAUGCUGACCGUCCUGGACGGGGCGGAGGCCGCAAGAUGGGCCUGGAUCCUCCUGCAAUUCGGCGCAGAGGACGACGUGAACGCCUAUUGCAAUUGGUUCGUGGCCAAGGUGACUCAGGAGAUUCGUUCCGACCUACCGUCUCUUCAGGAGGCGCUGGCGAUGCCCUCCCCAGAGAAGAGGCAGAAGCCGAAGAAGUCGCCCAACUCGGGCGGCAACCCCGGCAACCCACGCAAGUGGGCGAAGACCGAGGACACCGAGCAGCCCAAGGGCCGCGGCCGCGGCAAAGGCAAGGGCAAAGGAAAGACCGGCAAGCUUAAAGGGGGCAACCGUCGCAAUCAGGGCGGACAGGACUUUUAA
Messenger RNA from Symbiodinium pilosum, 702 nucleotides. NCBI's taxonomy places the organism in Eukaryota, Dinophyceae, Suessiales, Symbiodiniaceae. The record is from the annotation of a GenBank genome assembly.